AAUUAUUCUCCUAUGGCCAGUAGCGUACCCAAGAUAUUUCUUGCCAUUUCAGGUAAGUCCCAUGAUAAUUUAUCCCUCUCCACACCAUUUUUAAGCUAACACCCUCAAAACUUUAGGGCUCUUAUUAUUUAUUUGUUUAUUUAUUUUCUUUUCCAUGGUUCAUAAUAAUCCUCUCCUUUCUUCAACUUUGGCCGGUACCCUGAGGAUUUUACUGCUUCAUGCCGUCCUUUAAAACCCAAUUUAGAUUGGAUGCAUAAGUGAAUAUACACUUUGAACGGGAUGGAUGAGGCGGUUGAUGAUGAUGCAACAGGAGUUACUGCUGCUGAUGGUAUGCACGUUAUACAUAAACAACGUGAAUACUCCUUAAAGCCCAGUAACUCCAGUCUUUUAGAAUCACAUGAGAGUGAUCAGAAUGAGGGCUCGUCUCAUUUGUUUACAGAUAUUUUGGAUGGGAAAAAUUUGGAUAGAAUGGGUUCUUCAGAACAAGCAAGUGUGAGUCCUCACUGUAUGAAUAAUUCUGGAAUUAUGGUUGAAGAAUUGACGUUCACAAAUUAUAGUGGUGAAAAUCUUGCUAUAGUGGGUACCUCUGACAAUAGAGAUCGAGUGCAGAGCUGGAAGAAGCAUUUGCAUCAGAAGGCGACUGGAUCAGGAAGUGCAGGCUCAAAUGGAGAUGCUGCAAAUAGAGACAGGAAUUGGGAAGCAAAAAGUGUCUGGGAGGAUACUGGGCAUUUAUUCUAUUCAGGGUUUUUGGAUCAAAAUCAGAAGCCUUCUGGUGAAAAUUAUCAAGAACUCUUGGAUAAUUUUCCAGGUAAUGACAAUAAAAGUAUGUUAAGUAAUGCAUUCUCCUCAGGAGUUACCCGAACAAAAAUUGUAUCCAAGUCUGGGUAUUCUGAAUAUUUUAUAAAGAAUACAUUGAAGGGCAAGGGAAUAAUAUACAAAGGUCCUUUAGACAGAGGAUUUGGUGAUGAGUCAGGGAACCAGAGUUAUUCAAGGUCUACCAGUACUGGGAUUCUGAGUUCAAAUACCCCAUUGAGUUCGACUCGAGAUGUUGUUAUGCCUAUCAGCAAUGUCUUUCCUGAAGUUUGGUCUAGUAUUUCUACCUUUCCUAACCCUGAUGGGGUCCUUUUGAGAGAGUGGCUUAGAGCUGGUCAGAAUAAGGCAAAUAAAAUGGAGAACUUGCGCAUAUUUAGACAAAUUGUCAAACUGGUGGAUUUUUCGCACUCUCAAGGAAUUGCUUUGAAAGAGUUGCGCCCAUCUUACUUCAAGUUGUUGCCAUCAAACAGAGUUAUUUAUCUGGGAUCAUCUGUUCAUCUUUCAGACAAUGUCUUGGAUCAUGAUGUUCCCCGGUCUGAGCAUGAUCAAAUUGGCAAGAGGCCACUCAAAAAGAACUUGCUACCCUUUGACCAUCAUUUUGCAAAGAAGCAAAAGUUUGGUGAUAAUAUGCUACAUUCUGGAAGGUUGCCUCACUCUUCAUCCAGUUUUGACUUCAAAACUGCAUCUGUUGAUAUUAGCAGAGUGGAUAGUUUCUUGGGGCCUAAUUCUGGGAGUGGGUCUAGUGAAAAUCAAAAUAUCAAGGUGGACUUUAAGUCUCAGAGCAGAUCCAGUGUUCCACAAGCACCUGAUAUGUCACCACCAAUCUUAACUUCAGUAAAUUUUAUGUCGGAAGAGAAAUGGUAUUCCAGUCCUGAGCAGCACACUGAGAGGCGUUUGGCAUUUUCAUCGAACAUUUACUCUUUGGGAGUUCUUCUAUUUGAGCUACUCAGUUCUUUUGACUCUAGAAGAUCUCAUGAAGCAGCAAUGCUGGAUCUACGUCACAGGAUUCUUCCUCCAGAGUUCCUGUCAGAGAAUCCCAAGGAAGCUGGAUUUUGCCUUUGGCUGCUUCAUCCUGAAUCAUCGUCACGUCCGACUGCCAGGGAAAUUCUGCAAUUUGAAGUUAUAUGCAGCAUUCAGGAAUUAGCUGGAGAUGAAUUGGUAUCAUCUAUUGAGGAAGAGGAUGCUGAAUCUGAAUUGCUGUUGCAUUUUCUCUUGUCACUUAAAGAGAAAAAACAAAGAGAUGCUUCAAACUUAGUAGAGGAAAUUAGGUUCAUAGAAGCAGAUGUUCAAGAGGUUGAGAAAAGGCAAACUAGAGAAUUACCAGCUUGUACCUCCUUAGCUGAGGAGUCCCUUGCUACAAAGAGAAACAGAUUGCUUAGGAGGGGGCAUGUAAGUUCAGAUUUUCGUCCUAGGUUGCCUCUUUUAUGUGAUGAGAAGAUGACAAAGAAUAUCAGGCAGCUUGAAAGUGCUUAUUUUUCAAUGAGAUCUAAUAUUCAGCUUCCUCGAAAGGAUAUGACUACACGUGGUGACAAAGGAUUGUUAAGAAUUCGAGAGAACUGGUCGUUAGGGAAGGACAGAGGGAUAUGUAAAACCACUGAUUGCCUUGGGGGAUUCUUUACCGAUUUGUGCAAGUAUGCUUGCUAUAGUAAUUUUAAAGUGCGAGGGGUUUUGAGGAAUGGAGAUAUGGCUAAUUCAGCAAAUGUAAUAUGCUCCUUGAGUUUUGACCGGGAUGAGGACUAUCUGGCUGCUGGUGGAGUCUCAAAGAAAAUUAAGAUAUUUGAUUUCCAUGCACUUUUUGACGAUUCUGUUGACAUUCAUUAUCCAGUAGUUGAGAUGUCAAACAAAUCGAAGCUCAGCUGCAUUUGCUGGAAUAGCUAUAUAAGGAACUAUCUUGCCUCUACUGACUAUGAUGGGGCAGUCAAGUUAUGGGAUGCAGCAACUGGUCAGGGAUUUUCUGAAUUUGUUGAGCAUGACGAAAGGGCUUGGUCUGUUGACUUUUCUCGGCUGGAUCCGACAAAAUUUGCCAGCGGAAGUGAUGAUCAUUUGGUGAAACUUUGGAGCAUUAAUGAGAGAAACAGUUUGUGCACAAUCAGGAAUAAUGCCAAUGUCUGCUCUGUUCAGUUUUCAGCUCAGUCAACAUACUUGCUGGCUUUUAGCACUGCUGAUUACAAGACAUAUUGUUAUGAUCUUCGAAAUAUUUCGACACCUUGGUGUAUAUUGGCUGGUCAUGAGAAAGCUGUUAGCUAUGCCAAAUUUCUGGACAAUGAAACACUAGUUUCUGCAUCCACGGACAAUACAUUGAAGAUUUGGGAUUUGAAUAAAACCAAUUCUAACGGUUUGUCAAGGGAUGCUUGUGUAUUAACCCUACGAGGACAUACUAAUGAGAAGAACUUUGUGGGUUUAUCUGUUGCUGAUGGAUACAUCACAUGUGGUUCCGAGACAAAUGAGGUGAGAACAAGCUGCGAUUUGCACCAACUUAGGUCUUUGCUUAUUACCGAUCUCUGCCUAUGCCAAUCACUUCCCUCAAAUUUGGCUCCAUUGAUCCCAUUUCUGGCAAAGAGACUGAUGAUGAUAAUGAACAGUUCGUUUCAAGUGUCUGUUGGAGACGAAAAUCAAACAUGGUCAUUGCAGCAAACUCCAGCGGCUGUAUAAAGUUGUUAGAAUUGGUAUAGAAGAAAGGUCAUGCAUAUAAAAAAGGUGAAUAUUGCAGUUGUUAAGGUGUCCCAGCUUUAUUCUCUUUCUUGACAAUCCUUUAUUGGUGAUUUCCUUUCUUUUAAUGCUGGAGGUCUGCAUCGUGAAGGCAGUCAAAGAACACAUUUCGGGGUUUUGGUCUUGGAGGGGGGAGUUUUGUUUCACUGUGAUCUCUGGUUCAAACUUUUGGCCUUGAAAAUCCGGUCUUAAUCUAAACCAGUGCAUAGAACAGCCAAGGAUGGAAGUUUGACUAGGCAACUAGAGACUACUCGAUUGAAGAUCAUCUCCAUGCCAGAGGAAACCAAGAAUUUUGGUUUGCAUUUCAGCCGCAUGACAAGAAGCAAGAUGGCUUUUUACUGGAGAAUGUCAGGAAAAAGUAACAACUGCAGCUGUGACAAAUGUGUUUGCCUGAAAGUGUGAAAGUGCCAACCAAGGGAAUGAAUCAAUUUUUGCCACAGCUAGAAGAUGACGGUUAUUGCAGUCCUCCAGAGAUUGCUCAACAGACUUAUCUGUGAUUGGGAGGAGGGUUCAUACUAUAGAAUAAUUGCCAAGAUGUUUAUGGUAGCAAGGCAAUAUGUUAGUUUCCAUUGAUCUUCUAGGUUUAAAGAAAUAUAUUCUCUCUAAAAGCUUUUCCUUUUAGCACUGCUGAUACUUGAGUGUUGGCACUGUGUAUAUCAAAUUAAUUUUUUUAUGUAUAUACAGAAACCUGUUUCAUAUUAGAUGAAUGGGUCUAUGAUAUUUUUGACUUUGGAUACA
This is a messenger RNA of Coffea arabica (coffee), 4260 nucleotides long. Its product is annotated as protein SPA1-RELATED 2-like. Gene Ontology annotation, biological process: protein phosphorylation; photomorphogenesis. Gene Ontology annotation, molecular function: protein binding; ATP binding; protein kinase activity. NCBI's taxonomy places the organism in Eukaryota, Viridiplantae, Streptophyta, Magnoliopsida, Gentianales, Rubiaceae. The record is from RefSeq and is a predicted model, not a curated record.